ACUGUCUCCGCUGUGUGCACCGACCACCAGUGUCCUGAACUGUUCCUGCUGUGUGCACUGACCACCCGUGUCCUGAACUGUCCCUGUUGUCUGUGUGCACUAACCACCCGUGUCCUGAACUGUCCCUGUUGUGCGCCACGACCACCUGUGUCCUGAACUGUGCCUGCUGUGCGCACCGACCACCCGUGUCCUGAACUGUCCCCGCUGUGUGCACCGACCACCCGUGUCCUGAACUGUCC
Messenger RNA from Staurois parvus, 239 nucleotides. The record is from the annotation of a GenBank genome assembly. Lineage: Eukaryota; Metazoa; Chordata; Amphibia; Anura; Ranidae.